Molecule: messenger RNA, 1904 nt
Organism: Dioscorea cayenensis subsp. rotundata (Guinea yam)
Lineage: Eukaryota; Viridiplantae; Streptophyta; Magnoliopsida; Dioscoreales; Dioscoreaceae
Product: 3-ketoacyl-CoA synthase 11-like
Biological process (GO): fatty acid biosynthetic process
Cellular component (GO): membrane
Molecular function (GO): acyltransferase activity, transferring groups other than amino-acyl groups
Source: RefSeq, a predicted model, not a curated record
UGCUCCCCGGCAUUCUCGCUUCCAGAUUGCUUCUCUCUCUUCUCUCUGGGAACGGUCUCCGGGGCUUUCUCAGGCGAUCCAAACGCCAGAUUCUUGAUUUCAGAGCGGGUAUUUUCUGCUUUCUGAUAUCUAUUAGAUCUGUCUGGUUCUUGGAUUACUGAGAAAAGCCUUAUUGUGUCAAAAAGAUCAAGUAUUUUGUUGAGCCAUAACCCAAAGAUCUGAUUUUUGAAUGCCCUUUGAAACCAUGGCUGCAGAACAAUCAAGAGCCCCAUUGCUCCAAGCUUCUUCCACUCGGCUCCCAGACUUCAAACAAUCAGUUAAGCUUAAGUAUGUCAAGCUUGGCUACCACUACCUCAUCACCCAUGGCAUGUACCUCUUUCUUACACCCCUUCUUGCUGUCAUUAUUGCCCAGAUUUCCACCUUCUCCUUUCAAGACCUCUGUGACCUUUGGGACCAUCUUAGAUUCAACCUUAUUUCGGUGGUCCUUUGUUCUACCCUGCUUGUUUUCCUCUGCACCCUCUACUUCAUGACUCGGCCUCAACCUGUUUAUCUUGUUAACUUUGCUUGUUACAAACCCGAUGAUGCGCGGAAGUGCACUAGACAAAUCUUCAUGGAGAGGUCUCGGUUGAUAGGUACCUUCACUGAAGAAAACCUUGAGUUUCAGCGCAAAAUCUUGGAAAGGUCUGGCCUUGGUGAGGACACUUACCUCCCUGAGGCUGUCCUUAAUGUGCCCCCUAAUCCUUGUAUGGCCGAGGCCAGAAAGGAGGCUGAGGCUGUCAUGUUUGGAGCUGUGGAUGAGCUCUUUGCCAAGACUAAUGUCAAACCCAAAGACAUCGGCAUUUUGAUUAUCAAUUGUAGUUUGUUCAAUCCUACCCCAUCUCUUUCAGCCAUGGUUGUCAACCAUUACAAGCUGAGGGGAAAUAUUGUUAGUUUUAAUCUUGGUGGAAUGGGUUGCAGUGCUGGUCUUCUAUCCAUUGCCCUUGCCAAGGAUCUUCUUCAAGUUUAUCCCAAUUCCUAUGCUCUGGUUAUAAGCAUGGAGAACAUCACUUUGAACUGGUACUUUGGGAAUAACCGUUCUAUGCUUGUCUCGAAUUGCCUGUUCCGGAUGGGUGGAGCUGCUAUCCUUCUGUCAAACAAGAGGUCUGAUAAGGGUCGCUCCAAGUACCAGUUGGUUCACACUGUCCGCACUCACAAAGGAGCAGAUGACAAGUGCUUCAGUUGUGUGACUCAGGAGGAGGAUGAUAAUGGAAAGAUUGGUGUUGCUCUGUCGAAAGAUCUGAUGGGAGUUGCCGGUGAUGCUCUGAAGACCACAUUACCACUCUUGGGUCCUCUUGUGCUUCCCAUGUCUGAACAGUUACUCUUCUUUGCUACAUUGGUUGGGAGGAAGCUUCUCAAAAUGAAGAUAAAGCCUUACAUUCCUGAUUUCAAACUGGCUUUUGAGCAUUUCUGUAUUCACGCUGGAGGGAGAGCAGUGCUGGAUGAACUGGAGAAGAACUUGCAUCUCUCUGACUGGCACAUGGAGCCGUCGAGGAUGACACUCUUUAGAUUUGGCAACACCUCAAGCAGCUCUCUUUGGUAUGAACUGGCUUAUACUGAAGGAAAGGGAAGGGUCAAGAAGAAUGAUCGUGUUUGGCAGAUUGCUUUCGGUUCUGGCUUCAAAUGCAACAGCGCAGUCUGGAAGGCUUUAAAGACAGUGAAUCCAGCAAAGGAGAAGAAUCCCUGGAUGGAUGAGAUUGAUAACUUCCCAGUAUCUGUUCCAAGGGUGGCGACAAUUUGAGUUGGCAAUGCUUUUCAAAAUGCUUCACUGUUUAUAGGAUUUCGCUGUAAUCAUAAUUGUUUUCAGAGAUCUAUUUUGACAGAUUUAUGUUACACCCAUUAUAUCUAUUUAUAUUGUUCCAUUUAUA